Messenger RNA from Phyllotreta striolata, 1419 nucleotides. The record is from the annotation of a GenBank genome assembly. Lineage: Eukaryota; Metazoa; Arthropoda; Insecta; Coleoptera; Chrysomelidae.
AUGUCGUUUUUAUCCAACGCCUUAAUCGGUAAUCCGUUUUCAACCCCCGUUGGAUUAAAAAUAGAGCAAGCUACUGAUGGAACUUUGGCUUCUGAAAACUGGGCUUUAAAUAUGGAAAUAUGCGAUUUAGUUAACGAAACCGAAGAGGGCCCCAGAGAUGCCGUAAAAGCCAUCCGCAAGAGAUUAACCCAAAAUGCGGGAAAGAAUUACACUGUUAUAAUGUACACACUUACUAUAUUAGAAACGUGUGUUAAGAAUUGCGGUAAAAGGUUUCACGUAUUAGUGUGUAAUAAAGAUUUCAUACAAGAAUUGGUGAAAUUAAUCGGCCCGAAGAAUGAUCCCCCGACGGCUGUUCAAGAAAAAGUAUUAAGUUUAAUACAGUCUUGGGCGAGUGCAUUCCAAUCUCAACCGGAACUGUCCGGUGUUAAUGUUGUUUACCAAGAUUUGCUGGCAAAAGGUAUUGAAUUCCCUCCGACUGACCUCGACUCCCUGGCUCCUAUACAUACUCCAAAAAAGAGCGUAACAACAGAGAAGCCCCCCGCGGUAGAACCUCAUCAACCGCCCCGAAUGGAAUCGGCCUCGCCCCAGCACGCAGUCGCCCAUCAUUCUCCCGGUUCCCUCACACCGGAGCAAAGGGCCAAGCUGCAAUCCGAGCUAGACGUAGUGCAAAGCAACAUGACCGUCUUGGGCGAAAUGUUGCACGAGAUAAAACCGGGCGAAGAGCAGCCCGACGAAGCGGAACUGCUACAAGAGCUGCACGCUACUUGUUUGAGCAUGCAGUAUCGCUUGAUCGAGCUGAUAGGGAAAAUCUCGAACGACGGCCUCUGCGAGGAGCUGCUCCGGAUCAACGACGAGCUCAACAACUUGCUAUUGCGGUAUAGCCGAUGGGACAAGAAUAGGGAGGUGGGGCCCAAACAGUCCGCGUCCGCCGUGCUCGCGAAAGCUACUUUAGAACCCAACGAUAGCCUUAUAGAUUUCGAUGAUGAAAUGCCGAAAGCAUUGAACGGACUGACUCUUACCCCUAACAAAGCCGCAGGCGAUGCUUCGGGCAGUAAACUGAAUAAAAUAGAUAACGAUGAUUUCGAUAUGUUCGCCCAAUCUAGGAAUGUAACUUAUGAAAGUUCGAAGAAAAGUGGUAGUUCAUACAAGGACAACCUCGAUCCGGAUCAAAUCGCGGGCGGUUUGAGUACCAUUACUCAAAGAAAAGCAACGAAAUCAGACGAUCUAGAAAUUGAUGAAAUGGCCGGUUGGCUAGGUAGAACGAGUGGCGUCGAAGAAUCCGUAACAAGUAGCGAUUUCGAUAGAUUCCUAGCCGAAAGGGCGGCUGCUGCAGAAAAUUUGCCCACGAUAGCUUGCUCGACUAGCACCAAAUCUACGACAUCGACCAAAGAUAAAAAAGCUGAUAUGUCUGCAUCGUAA